Molecule: messenger RNA, 4015 nt
Organism: Hordeum vulgare subsp. vulgare (domesticated barley)
Lineage: Eukaryota; Viridiplantae; Streptophyta; Magnoliopsida; Poales; Poaceae
Exons: 2
Coding region: 1721-3397 (558 amino acids)
Source: RefSeq, a predicted model, not a curated record
CCUCUUUCCACUAGCACCGCACGAUGCUUCUACUCGUAGAAAUCAUCAAGGCCCGGAUAUUUAUCCGGCUGAAACAUCCUAAAUAAUAUGAACAAAUACUUUUACAACAUACAUUCACCAUCACACUUGAAAACUUAGGUUACACCUAGUGCCAAAACCUAGGUUACACCUAGUGUCAAAAAACUAAGCAUUCACCAUCACAAAUUUGAUUAUACUAAACCUAGGCAUUCACCAUCACAAAUUUCGAUUUACUCCCUCCGUCCCAAAAUUCUUGUCUUAGAUUUGUUUAGAUAUGAAUGUAGCAAAAAAAAAGCUUCACAAAUACAAAGUUAUUGCAAAAAGUAAUUGGAGAGAUUGGAGGAGCUUACCGGCCUCUUCGAUUUGUCCCGAAGAUCCGACAAAAUGGUUGAGGGAGGAGGGAGAUUGAAGGAGGGGGGUCGGGAGGAGGAGAGAGGACUUUUUCAAAGAAGCUCGCAGGGAAGAAAGAAUGGCUGGUGGGCGAUGGGCAGCCCGUGGCUGAUAUUGGCCCUAGAAACGCCAUGGUGAUUGGCAUUUUGGUCGUGGACAACAACGGCACAGAGGACUAGCGUUUUGAUGGUGGUCUGAAACGCCACAUUAGUCUGGUGUUUUGUUGUGGGACGGCAACGCCACGGCUUGUGGCGUUUUAAAAAGGGUUAGAUCGUGAUUUUUUUUCAAACCGGUUUAUUUUAUGCUCAUGUUUGCUAGACAGUGAUUUUAUCCCAAGACUUGACCUGCCAUGCUGCUGCUGCAGUGGGAAUCUCACUAUUCAGCAUGCGGCACCGAAGGAGUCCAAACUCCAAAGGGGUUCAGGCACAGCCAUGUGAUGGACAUCUUGGCGAGAACAGAGAGGCUGAGGCAGAUUCUUUUUUCUUUCGAAAUAAAGCAGAUUCUGUAAUUUUACGUGUCAUUUUCUUCAACACGUGGCUACGAGAUUAGACCAAACAAGACACCCUGGCCCACUAAAAAAAGGGCUUCUAUUUUCUGUGACGAGAUCAGACUGUAGGAGAACACAUCAGUUACUUAUGGGAUGCAAAACAAGGGGGGUGGCUGGUUGCACUCACAGCGUCAGGUGCUGCUGCUCCACUAGACCCAAAUCACUCUCUGGCUUGCGCUGCUAGACUGCCACAUUCCAAUAUUUCUUGUGGUGACUGCCUUGAGUGUUAUCUGGGAAGGAUGGAUGCAUCAGCUGCAGCAAGAAAUCAGUUCAGAGUUUAGCUGAUAGCCAAGAAAGCUGUGUUCAAGCAGUUCAACGGCGGUGCUGCAGAGAAGAAGGCCAAGUAAGCCAGUUGCACAAACAUGUUGCAGCCGUGGAUCUCUUUCAUGGACUCAUAUCUUGCUUCAUCCUUUUCAGCCGGACAAUCUCUCAUUUCCAGGGCAUGCAUCUUCACGAGCAGGACAACAUUGGGAACAGUUGAAGGCGAGCAAUUGCCAACAGGGACCAACACAACUAGAGCCAGUCAAAAGAAUUAUUAGAAAGUUUGUGUGGAAGAAAAGUAUGACCAGAACUCAGGAAGAGCAGAAAGAGUAGGAAUACCAGUAUAAUUUACGAUCACUACAAAAUCUAUCGGAAGAACAAUAUGCUCAUGGGCUGCAGAAGAGGUCCAAACAAAAAUAAAUUGUAGACAGUGCCAAGUGUUAAGGGCAAACGAGGACUCGAUAUUGAAAAAAAUCAUGUACUGGACUAGAUAUUGAAAAAAUCAUGAAGGGCAAAAUCAAUCUAACGAAUCAACAGAUGCUGGACUCGAUAUUGAAACAAUCAUGCACCUGCCUAUAUUGCCGAGUGUUAAGGGCAAAUUCAAACUAUCAGCCAGCACAAGUGACAGAAUCAUCAGUUGUAGACAGUGCAAUAAUGGCUGACCGGAUGAUGAAACGAAGACGAUGGGAUGAAUUAACAAGAACAGCACGAAUGAAGAGGAAAGCACAAAUUCAACUCAAGAAGAGCAGAAAACGUGCUAGAACCAAUAAUGGUGAAAUAGGCAAGGAUGAUAAUUCUAAUGCCAGUAAGAUAUGGAACUUCGGGAGGCCAACAUACAUCUGCCAACACUGCAAUGCACUUAUGUGGCAUGAAGAAAGAGUACAAGCUUGCGGACGAACAAAGCCAACAUUUGGGAUAUGCUGCAAAAGAGGACAGGUUACCUUGCCAUCAUUGAAAGAACCGCCACCAUACCUUACGCAUUUAUUGACAAGAGAUGGAGGGGAAAGAUCAGCAAACUACAGAAAACACAUUAGGUCUUACAACUCCAUGUUUGCAUUCACAUCAAUGGGGGGGACUUUAGAUAAGAAAAUAAAUAAAGAACGUGGACCUUAUGUUUUCCGAAUGAAUGGACAGAAUCGCCAUCAGAUAGGCACCCUGCUACCUCAAGAAGGAAAUAAGCCUCGUUUCCAGCAGUUGUAUAUCUAUGACACAAAUAAUGAGAUCCAGAACAGGGUGGAAGCAUCAAGAUCUGGUAAACGUGAUGUCUCACUAGAUGAAACAAUUGUCAAUGGCCUACUAAGCAUGCUCGACAACAACAACACACUAGCACAAUCAUUUCGAAUGGCAAGAGAUAGAUUUAAAGAAGGUGACUACAACAACUUCACUCUUCGUUUACUUGGCAACAGGGAUCAAGAUGGAAGGAAAGAUAACAUGCCAUCAACAUCAGAAGUUGCUGCGCUGAUAGUCAAAGAUCCAACCCAAAAACAUUAUGGGCGUGACCUUGUUCUCGAGUACAAAGAUAUGAAACCUAAAAGGAUUUCAGAAAUCCAUCCAAAAUUCAUGGCCAUGCAGUACCCGUUGCUCUUCCCAUAUGGAGAAGAUGGUUAUAGACUUGGAAUCAAAUACAACGAAAAGAAAGGUGUAAGUAACAAGAAAUAUAUCACCAUGCUGGAAUACUAUGCAUACCAUCUCCAACAGCGCCCAGGUCAGUCAAUGUUGCUGCUAACAUGUGGAAAUCUAUCAAUGCAGUUCAUGGUAGAUGUCUAUACAUGCAUCGAACAGUCUAGGCUCAAUUGGGUAAGAAAAAAUCAAGGAAAGUUAAGGACAGAACUUUAUGAUGGACUACAGGACGCAUUCAGAAAAGGAGACACACUAGCAGAGCAAGUAGGGAGGAGAAUAGUACUCCCAGCAAGUUUCACAGGAAGUCCUCGAAACAUAGAGCAGAACUACCAAGAUGUGAUGGCAAUAUGCCGUUGGGCUGGAUAUCCUGACUUGUUCGUAACAUUCACAUGCAACCCUAAUUGGCCUGAGAUUCAGUUGAUGCUAAAUGAAGCCGGGAACCAGAAACCAGCAGAACGACCUGAUAUUGCAGUUCGAGUGUUCAUGAUAAAACUAAAAGAGCUCAUGUUUGAUAUAAAAAGUAAACAGCAUUUCGGGAAGACUAAAGCAGGUAAGUAUUAGUAAAUCAUCACUUACCAGUAAUACAUGUUUGCACUUUUUUAUGACUGGUAAUUUACUGAUAUAACUUUUUAAAAUGCAGUCAUCUUCACAAUAGAAUUCCAGAAGAGAGGACGCCCACAUGCCCAUAUACUAAUAUUCCUUGAUGGAAAAGAGAAAGGGAAGCGUCUCAAGCCCUCACAAACAGAUGAAAUUAUAUGUGCUGAAAUCCCGGAUAAGGACAGGGAUCCAGAAACAUUUGAAGCUGUCAAGAAUUUUAUGAUGCACGGACCAUGUGGAGAGGCAAAUCCAAAGUCACCCUGCAUGGAAAAACAUAUGUGCAGUAACUACUUUCCAAAAGAAUUUUGCGAUGAGACGGUCGUUGAUGAAGACAACUUCCCAAGGUACAGGAGACGAGAUAAUGGCCGCCAGAUAGAUAAGGGAGGAGUCAAAUUGAACAAUGGAUUUGUUGUACCAUACAACAAGCAUCUCCUGGUAAAAUUCCAAGCACACAUAAAUGUGGAGUUGUGUGAUCGAUAUAUGCCAAUCAAAUACCUCUUUAAGGAUAUCCGUCAAGGAGAUAACCAAGCAACAGCAAUGGUUGAAGAAACAGACAAAUCAAAAAACAAUGAUGAGAUUAAA